This is a messenger RNA of Sinocyclocheilus grahami, 1857 nucleotides long. RefSeq names its product protein DENND6A-like. Gene Ontology annotation, cellular component: recycling endosome. The record is from RefSeq and is a predicted model, not a curated record. The transcript has 18 exons. NCBI's taxonomy places the organism in Eukaryota, Metazoa, Chordata, Actinopteri, Cypriniformes, Cyprinidae. Bases 136 to 1857 code for a protein of 573 amino acids. Gene Ontology annotation, molecular function: guanyl-nucleotide exchange factor activity.
UCCCGUAAAAAUCUUGACCUCACGUAUGACGUCAGCACGCUGUUGACGCAAGCCCCGCCCCUUUCGCCCUGGCCGUGUUUGUAUUUACAGCUCAAGCUCCUCCAGCUUUCAGCAAUAAACCGAGUCCGAUCACUCAUGGACCGAACGGAGGGUGUCACCAUGGCCUUUCAUGGGUCUGAGGGACUGGAAGAACAGCUCGAGGAGCCGGAGGAUACUCUGAGAGUUUCUCCGGCGGAGGAGAUGCCCGUCGAUGGGCCUCCAGCGGUAGAGGAGCCGCUACUGCUGCCGUGGGACCGCUUCUCCUCCUGGCUCCACUGCAUCUGUGUGGUCGGCUUCGAUCUGGAGCUCGGGCAAGCUGUGGAGGUGAUUUACCCACACCACUCCAAACUCACUGAAAAAGAGAAAACAAGUAUAUGCUAUCUGUCAUUCCCGGACUCCAAUUCAGGUUGUCUCGGGGACACACAGUUCUGCUUCCGUUUCCGGCAGGCCACAGGCAGGAAGUCGUCACUCGGAUGUUUCCUCGACCACUUCGACCGGGAUGCGCCGGUCUGUCUCAAGAGAGAUCAGGGCUAUUACUACGGGUAUGUGUACUUCAGACAGGUGCGAGACAAGUCGCUCAAAAGAGGCUACUUUCAGAAGUCUCUGGUCCUCAUCAGCAAGCUGCCCUACGUGACCUUUUUCCACUCUUUGCUAAAGCUCAUUGCCCCAGAAUACUUUGAGAAACAGGAGCCGUGUUUAGAGGCCGCGUGUAAUGACAUUGACCGCUGGCCCACGCCGUGUCCGGGGAAGAUCCUCACACUCCCCAUCAUGGGUGUGGUCAUGAAGCUGCGCAUCCCCACAUGUUACGACAAGCCUGGAACGUCUCAGCUCGUUCAGUCCACGCCGAGCGACAGUCUGGUGUCCAUCAUUCUGCCCACCGUCCAUGAAGUGGAUCUUUUCAGGUGUUUCCAUCCAGUGUUUUUUCAUAUUCAGAUGUUAUGGGAGCUCGUGUUGCUCGGUGAAGCGUUGGUGGUCAUGGCUCCUUCACCGGCAGAAUCUUCAGACACUGUGUUGGCAUUGGUCAGCUGUAUCUCUCCUCUGUGCUACUGCAGUGAUUUCCGGCCGUACUUCACCAUUCAUGAUAGUGAGUUUAAGGAAUACACCACUCGAACGCAAGCUCCGCCUUCAGUCAUCCUGGGAGUUACCAACCCAUUUUUUGCCAAAACUCUCCAGCACUGGCCUCACAUCAUCCGCAUCGGAGACAUGAAGCAAGCAGGUGAGAUGGCCAAACAAAUGAAAGUGAAGAAACUAAAAAAUCUAAAGACUUUGGACUCAAAACCUGGUGUCUACACUGCAUAUAAACCGUUCCUGAACAAAGACGAAGACAUUAUCAAGCAGCUGCAGAAGGGAGUCCAGCAGAAGCGCCCUUCAGCGGCCCAGAAUGCAAUUCUGCGUCGAUAUUUCCUGGAGCUCACGCAGAGUUUCAUCAUACCACUGGAGCGAUAUGUGGCCAGUCUGAUGCCUUUACAGAAGAGCAUCUCUGCCUGGAAAAGUCCUCCGCAGCUGCGGCCGUUCAACCAGGAGGAGUUUAUGAAAACGCUGGAGAAGGCCGGACCUCAGCUCACCUCACGACUCAAAGGAGACUGGAUCGGCCUCUACAGGCAAUUCCUGAGGUCUCCAAACUUCGACGGCUGGUUCAGGAACCGCAGGAAGGAGAUGACACAGAAGCUGGAAGCUCUUCAUCUGGAGGCGCUCUGUGAGGAAGACCUGCAGCUGCGGAUACAGAAACACACGGAGGUGGAGACCGUCGACCUGGUGCUCAAACUCAAGGAGAAACUGGUGAGUGCUGCACUCAUUCUGUCUGCUUUAAAGGAAUAG